Molecule: messenger RNA, 2515 nt
Organism: Diabrotica balteata
Lineage: Eukaryota; Metazoa; Arthropoda; Insecta; Coleoptera; Chrysomelidae
Source: the annotation of a GenBank genome assembly
GUACAAAAAAUUGCGACAAUUGAAAAGUAGUUCUUUCAAAUAAAUUCUAUUUUUUUAUAAUAAACCAUUGCUUACAAUUAUAUCGACAUCGGGAUGAUGUGGUGAUAUAUUUAUUUUUUGCAUUAAAGUGGUGGUGGUGAAAUACAACUGCAAGUACUUAUCAGUGUUUACGAUCAAUCAUUUACUUUUGGUGACGUUUUUAAAUUGCCAACCUCUCAUCAACGUGAACGUGUAAUUUUUUCAUAAAAAUAUUAAAAUAUAGAUGAACCUCAACCAAUUCGAAUAUGUUGUCCAAAUUAGUAAUUUUAAUUGUAUGGAUUAACGUUUUAGUUGAGGGCUUUUAUUUACCAGGAUUAGCCCCUGUUAACUAUUGCAAGAAGGAAGAUGAAUCCGAUACUUGUAAAUCUGAAGUAAAAUUAUUUGUAAAUAGAUUGAACACAGAUGAAUCAAUUAUACCCUAUGAGUACAAUCAUUUUGAUUUCUGUUUGCCAGACAACAAUGAAAAAUCGCCUGUGGAAAACUUGGGACAAGUUGUCUUUGGAGAAAGAAUACGACCUUCAAAAUAUAACAUAGAAUUUAUGAAAAAUGAAACUUGUAAAGAGGUCUGUAAAAAGCAAUACUCUGGGGAUAGAAAUGAAGAUAAUUUGAAACUUGGUAGGUUAAGAAAAGGUAUAAGUCUGAACUAUCAACAUCAUUGGAUUGUUGAUAAUAUGCCUGUUACAACUUGUUAUGAUGCAGACGAUUGUAGAACAGGCUUUCACAUGGGGUGCUAUUCUAGAAACGGAAGACAUAAUUGUGUAAAAGAAGAUGUUGGAAGAGAUGAUGCUUAUUAUAUUUACAAUCAUGUUAAUUUAACUGUUACAUAUCAUUCUGGGGCUAAAGAAGAGUGGGGUAGUCAAUUCCAUGAAAAUGGAGGAAGAAUUAUAUCUGUUAAAGUUGUACCUAGGAGUAUUGAUUACAAAGGUCAUGGAUGUUCAGGUGAAUCAGAGCCGCUUAUGAUACCAAUGAAAAACCUCAAGAGUGGAGAAACAUUCGAAAUUAUCUACACAUAUAGUAUUUACUUCGUAGAAGACAAUGAUGUCAAAUGGUCUUCAAGAUGGGACUACAUAUUAGAAUCCAUGCCACAUACUAACAUUCAAUGGUUUAGUAUUUUGAAUUCCUUAGUUAUUGUACUGUUUUUGUCUGGAAUGGUUGCUAUGAUUUUGUUGCGUACAUUACAUAAAGAUAUUGCUAGAUAUAACCAAAUUGAUAAUGGGGAAGAUGCACAGGAGGAAUUUGGUUGGAAACUUGUCCACGGAGACGUCUUCCGACCACCUCGUAAGGGGAUGCUCCUUUCAGUGCUUCUUGGAUCUGGUGUUCAAGUAUUCUUCAUGUCAUUAGUAACACUAGCUUUUGCUUGUCUGGGAUUCCUUAGUCCAGCUAACAGAGGAGCUCUUAUGACAUGUGCCAUGGUAUUAUAUGUACUCUUAGGAUCGCCUGCCGGUUAUGUUUCUGCGAGGAUUUAUAAAAGUUUUGGUGGAGAAAAAUGGAAGUCAAAUGUUUUGUUGACUUCAAUGUUAGCACCUGGAAUUGUUUUCGGACUCUUUUUCGUCAUGAAUGUGGUACUUUGGGCUAAGGAUAGUUCAGCUGCUGUCCCAUUUAGUACUUUAGUGGGAUUAUUAGCCCUCUGGUGGCUAGUGUCAGUACCACUUACUUUUGUUGGUGCUUUCUUCGGGUUCAGGAAAAGGGCUUUGGAGCAUCCAGUAAGAACCAACCAAAUCCCAAGAUUGAUACCUGAACAAUCAGUUUAUACUCAACCGAUACCCAGUAUAAUAAUGGGAGGAGUUUUACCGUUCGGAUGCAUAUUUAUUCAACUCUUUUUCAUCUUAAAAUCUAUCUGGUCAUCUCAAAUGUACUAUAUGUUCGGAUUUCUAUUUUUAGUUUUCAUCAUUCUAGUAAUAACUUGCGCCGAAACCACCAUUUUGUUGUGUUACUUCCACCUUUGCGCCGAGGAUUACCAUUGGUGGUGGAGAUCGUAUUUAACUUCCGGUUUUACAGCAAUAUAUCUCUUCUUAUACUGCUGUCAUUAUUUCUUCACAAAGCUUCAAAUAGAAGACGCGGCUUCGGGUUUUCUGUAUUUUGGUUAUACGCUCAUUAUGGUGUUUUUAUUUAACCUCUUGACAGGGGCGAUAGGUUUCUUUGCCUGUUUCUGGUUUAUUAGAAAGAUAUAUAGUGUAGUUAAAGUCGACUGAGUAAGUUUUGUUUUUCUAAUUUCAAAGUUUUAUUCGUGAAUUGUUUUUACACUUUUCUUGAAUGAUGUCCAAGUUAUUUAGCAUUGUUGCUUACUGCCUUUUGUCAGAAUCAUCAAGCGAGCUCCAAUUGUGAUAUUUUUUACGGUUUGAAACUGGCUUUAUUUUAAUUACUGCAAAGGGAUUAAGACAAUAACAAAAUUGUUCUUUACAAGAAAUGCUAUUGUAUCUACUAAAUUAUUCAACUUAUUAUUUUGUACAUAUAAAUAAAGUAUACAUAUAUAUUC